AUGGUAUUCGAUGAGGAGAUCAUACAACGAUAUCGAGAACUACGACACAUUCUGUCACCGUUAUUGUGGUUUUCAAUGGGCUACUGUCUUGUCCUAUUGUUCAGAUCCAAGCAUUUUCCAUGGCUAAAGGGGCUAUGGACGAUUGAAACGCCUGUAUAUUCACAACGUACAAGACGACGCUAUCGACGUCCUGCACUAGUCAAGUCAGAACGUGACACUUUUUUGCAAAACCACAGGAUCAAAGUGAUCAAUUCAACGGAAUUACUCAAUGGAGAGACAAUUGUCACUCCUUGUUUAGAGCUAACACUGCCCGAAGAUUACAAAGCAUAUCAGUUUGGAGAUUCUAAGACUAUGAUUCCAUAUGCUGUCGAGCAGACUGCUGAUGUAUAUUACCGCAAAUUUAAAGAGCCUCUACCAGACCCUGCAUGUCGAUUGCUGGAUUCGAUUCAGGUGCUGGAAGAACGACAUUUGGAUGAGUUUGGUGCUGUCUUUAAACGUCGACUCUUGAAAUUCCGGAAUGAGGCUCCAUCUAUGAUAAAGCGGUUUGCAAGCUCUGACUACAUUGAGUAUAUUGAAGACUCACUGCUGGACAAGCAAAAUCGCCGAUUCUACGUUUAUGUCAAGAACAAGUCUUACCAGUCGCUGGGUAUUUUAGAAGACUUCGCCGUGUUCGUCGCUCACACCGGCAAACCUCAGUGGACGGAUCUCCACCAAUUUUGCCGCGUGCACAUUACAAGCUCCUCUCUGCUCUUUUUCCGAUCGAAGAUCGAGUCAUUCAUUUCGAGCUACUAUUGCAAGAAUGCUCCCGACGCCAGAAGUUACCACCUCCGACGUAUUGAAGAGGAGUUUGGCGACCCUACCGAGCAGUAG
Peronospora belbahrii is the source of this 870-nucleotide messenger RNA. The record is from the annotation of a GenBank genome assembly. Lineage: Eukaryota; Oomycota; Peronosporomycetes; Peronosporales; Peronosporaceae.